AUGGAGGAGAAGCACAAGGAGGAUGAGAGUGCCAAAGACCCGCAAUCAACAUCCUACCAGCAGAGGAUGUGGAGGAAUUUCCAGGAGAAGACCAAACCGUUUUUAAGCCCCAAACUGGGCUCCGAACGACGCAGCGGGGAUGAUAAAAAAGAAAGCGGAUUGUGGAUGUUUAAAAGAAAGAAAAAGCAGGUCCUGGAUCGGGUCUUCUCGUCCUCGCAACCCAAUCUGUGGAGCUCAACUCCACCGUCUUUUGGAAGCGACCAGCCGGACUCGAGCGCCAGUAAAGGGCUCGGGACAUCACCGCUGGCCGCUGUUGAUGGAGCAUCAGUCAGUAAACCGGAGAUUUCCGUAUCCGCGCACGGGAGCCCGAAGCUGCUCGUGUCUCAUCUGGCGAUGAUGUCCCAGCAGAAGAGCUCGUCCUUGGGCUCGACGUGCUUCGAGAAGCUGGUGGUGCAUUCAGCAGCAUCCAGUGAGGAUGAGCUCUCUAAAAACGCCAGUGAUCUGAGCAUCAACAUUGUGAAGACAAGUAAUGAAGAACCUCCUCCCCCAUCAAAGCCAGCAAUGUAUCAACUGGAUAUCGUGCUGAAGAAGGGCAAUAAUUUGGCCAUCAGGGACAGAGGAGGGACCAGCGACCCCUAUGUGAAGUUUAAGAUCGCAGGGAAGGAGGUGUUCCGCAGCAAGACAAUCCACAAGAACCUUAACCCUGUAUGGGAUGAGAAAGUCAGUCUGCUGUUGGAGAGUUUGAGAGAGCCACUCUACGUGAAGGUCUUUGACUAUGACUUUGGGCUGCAGGAUGACUUCAUGGGUUCUGCAUAUCUCUAUUUAGAGUCCCUUGAACAUCAAAGGACACUGGAUGUGACACUUGACCUCAAAGAUCCCCACUAUCCCAAUCAUGACCUUGGUUCACUUGAGCUGGCAGUCACACUUAUUCCAAAAGAAGGAGAAUUCAGGGAAGCAACCAUGCUUAUGAGAAGGAGCUGGAAACGAUCCAGUAAGCAUCAGAGCCUGAAGUUAUCAGAUGUUCACAGGAAAGCUCAGCUAUGGAGAGGCAUCGUCAGCAUCCGACUUAUAGAGGGUCAUGACCUCCAGCCUAUGGACACCAAUGGCCUCAGUGACCCUUAUGUCAAAUUCAGAAUGGGACACCAAAAGUACAAAAGUAAGACAAUACCAAAAACCCUAAACCCGCAGUGGAGAGAGCAGUUUGACUUCCACCUAUUUGAUGAACAUGGUGGUUUCGUAGACAUUACUGUCUGGGACAAAGAUGCAGGAAAGAGAGAUGACUUCAUGGGCAGGUGCCAGGUGGACCUCUCUCUACUCUCAAAGGAGUGCACACACAGACUGGACCUGCCUCUGGAAGAGGGUGAGGGCACACUGGUUCUGCUGGUCACCCUCACAGCCUCUUCUGCUGUCUCCAUCGCUGACCUGUCUGUCAACAUGCUAGACGACCCUCACGAGAGGAAAGAGAUUCUACACAGAUAUAGUCUACUCAAAUCCUUUCACAAUAUUAAAGACGUGGGAGUGGUGCAGGUGAAGGUGAUCCGGGCGGUGGGACUGAUGGCAGCUGAUGUUACAGGGAAAAGUGACCCCUUCUGUGUGGUAGAGCUCAGCAACGAUCGGUUACAGACGCACACCGUGUACAAAAACCUAAACCCAGAGUGGAACAAAGUCUUCACAUUCAAUGUGAAAGACAUCCACUCAGUCUUAGAGGUGACUGUCUACGACGAAGACAGAGACCGAAGUGCCGACUUCUUGGGCAAAGUCUCUAUACCACUGUUAAACAUCCAAAAUGGAGAACGCAAAGCUUAUGCCUUGAAAAGCAAGGAACUGACAGGGCCAACCAAAGGGGUCAUCUUUCUCGAAAUAGACGUGAUUUAUAAUGUCGUGAAAGCCGGCCUGAGAACUUUGAUACCAAUCGAACAGAAAUACAUCGAAGAGGAGCCACGGGUGUCCAAACAGCUGCUGCUGCAGAACUUCAACAGAGUGAGGCGCUGUAUCAUGUUCCUCAUCAAUGUUGGCUGCUAUAUCAACAGCUGCUUUGAGUGGGAGUCUCCUCAGAGGAGCAUCUGUGCCUUUCUGUUUUUUGUUGUAGUCGUUUGGAAUUUUGAGCUCUAUAUGGUCCCGCUGGCUCUGCUGAUGCUGCUGGCCUGGAACUACAUUCUUGUCACUUCAGGAAAGGACACUAGACAGGGAGACAUGCAAGCUGUGGAGGAUUUGCUGGAGGAUGAAGAGGAAGAGUUUGACAGAGAUGACAAGGUGCCAGGCUCAGUCCCCUCCCAGGAUGGCCGGCUGUCAGAAAGUCAUAUCCUUGCGGAUAUUUUGGCUUCCUGGCACUUUGAAUGGAUUCGUGUGAUAGUGGACUCAGAGAGAAAGGGUUUCAUGAACAAGCUGUAUGCCAUUCAGGAUGUGUGUAUCAGUGUGCAGAAUGCUCUGGAUGAAGUGGCCUCCUAUGGUGAGAGGAUAAAGAACACUUUCAACUGGACCGUGCCUUUCCUGAGCUGGAUGACCAUAGUUGCCCUGUUUGCAGCCACUCUCGUAGUAUAUUUUAUUCCUCUCAGAUACAUCGUGCUGGCCUGGGGAGUGAACAAGUUCACCAAAAAGCUACGAGACCCAUACAGCAUCGACAACAAUGAGCUGCUGGACUUCCUGUCCCGAGUGCCCUCAGACGUUCAAGUGGUGCAGUACCGAGAACUGAAAAUGGAUCCCAGUCACAGCCCAAAUAAAAGGAAGAAAAAUAACCCAGAAUAGCUCCUCUCCUCCCAUGGAAUGCCUUCCCUCUUCCAAUGCCAUGGAGAAGAAGAGGACUGAUGUGGACCAGUCUAACAGUCUCUCUUUCUGUAUUUCUCCCUCAAUAUUUUUCCUCUCUGUUUUAGCCGCAGCCUCUCCACAACAUUGUGAGUUAAAGAGUGUGGCCAGAGAGAAAAGGGGGACCAUUAUUAAUAACCAUCGUGUUUAUCUGUCCUUUUUUGUGGGGUUUAUUUUUGCGGUGGCUAGAGCGUAGAAAGCUCUUGACCCCUUUUAGAGUCAAACAGUCUGGCUUAUUUGUCAGCUUUUGCCACAAGACAGCUCGGAAAAGCCAAGGUGUCCUUCUACGGCAGCAAAGGGAGCUGCUUUAGCCACAAAUAGCAGGAUCAGCUGAUAAUACACCACCUGCGUCUCUACAGAGAGGAAAACGAUGGUUGUUAAGUCGCAGUUUGCACCCUAUAAUUUGCGCUGCACAGUAACUGCCAUAUCUAAAGCUAUCCAAAGCUGUCGAGUAGCAGUAAUUGGAGUUGAUAGCUAAGCCUGUUACAGUCUGAUUUAUGGCUGUAACUAAAGUGCUUGUGAAAACAACUCAAUAGCCAUGUGCACAAGGCUUUUGGCUAUCUUUACGUUGUUUUGAUAUAAUUUUAAUGGUAUGAAUGAUGCAUGCUGAGAUUGUCAAUUGUAAACUUUCUUUGACCAAUAGUAGCCAUGUCAGUGCUGUUGUCGUAGUGGGGAUUGGAGUACAUCUGAGACAGUUUACAUGUCAUUUACAUCUUCUCACUACUUCAUCCUUUGCUCCAACAUAUGGAGGACUAUACUUAAUACCUGAAGAAAGCUAUAUGUUAACAUUCCAAAUUUAUAUCCAUUGCAGUUGCUCGAAUAGAUAAUGGAGCCCCGAAAGUAAAAAAAAGUAAGGCAAAUUUUUUGGAGCAAUCACCUGAACUGUAAAUGCCAUGUCACUAAUGUCAUGGCAAUGCUUAAUAGCUGAUGGCACCACAAGAACACACACAGUCCAAGGCCUUCACUAAUGACUAUUUUACAAUCAAAGGCAGGAAACAGGAAAAUAAAUGUGUUAAGUCAGAUUGCAAAUAAGUGCUUGUGUUUCUGCGAGCCGCCAAACACUGCAUUGAACAGCGGAGCUUUUACAUUUCAUAUGCUGUCAAUCGUGUACAUAACCAUUUCAGUUAUUGGCCAUUUGUUGACAAGUCCCGCCCAAUAAUCUUAAUAAUCUUGGCUUUAGCACAUUUCUUUUGACAUUUUAGGGGAAGCUUCCCAUGUAGUCUGAAAACAUUCUGCUCUGGACAAAAUACUAUAUCUGCUGCAACACUGAAACUUAGAAAAAUGGCGUCAAAGUUCCAUGGGUUUUUUGUGUUGCCUUUGUAGUUACUGCAAUUUUCAUACUCUCUCACAUUCUCAGAAUCUGAGCAUAUUGACCCAAGCCUAUCUGCCACAGGACAGAUCAUUGGUCAAGAGACCCGAUUUUGAUCACAACUUGGCAAAAUGUGUAGUUACUGUGGUUACCCUUUGCACGGCAGUAUAAUAUAAUGGAAAUGUUUGCAAUGUUGCUUGCCAAAAAUGUAUUUCAUCAGAAUGCAUGACUCCAUUUGAAUGGCCAUGCUGUAGUGCACCCAUUUUUCCACGUGGUGCCACUCCACUAAUAAAGACAUCAGUCCAGGGUAGCAGAAUGGCGAUUGAGAGGCGAGAGAGGCACGUUCUAAUUUGAAAGCUAGUUCCCGUGUCAUCUCGGCACGCACCGCUCCAUUGGGAUUGGCAACUCUGCCACUGUGCCUGCGGGCAUCAGCCACCCUGUCUGACCCACCUCCUAUACCCACCCGCCUUUCAAACUUUGAUCUCUCUUUCUCAAGACUGCACUACUGAGUAUGUGUGUGUGUGUGUGUGUGCUUGUUUUACAGAGGAAUAACACUCACAUUCUGGCUAUAGUGUUUACCACAUCCAUCUCAAAAUCCCAAACUUGAAGGGCAAAUGUCAGUGUGUGUUUUCAUUGCUGUGGAUUGGCUGCUUGACAAAAAGUCGAUAGCGUGUGACAGGCUGCUUUAGGGCCUUAGGGGGUACUGGAGGGCAGAGGUUUACUGACACAAAGAAGGAGGACGUGGGCUUCUUUUUUGGAACUCUUCCCGUCAUUCCACUCUCUCUCCCUGUCAUUUCCUCUCCUUCAUGCAUCUACUUGAGAAGGAGGUCAUGGAUCGGUCUGCGGUGGCUCUUGAGGGACCGCAACACAGUGAAUGCAGAAAGAUCACAGCAAAGGCUACAUCAGAGAGGACUCUGACCCUGUCCCUCUACCAUGAAGAAAAAAAUAUCCUCCCUCCUGACUUUUCAUUUGCCAUAGCACAUCUAUCAUAUGGAAAGACCAUUGAUUUGUUUGAGGGAAUUCCAUUACAAAGACAACACAAUUCCCACUGAGCAGGACAUGGAUGGUACUCCUAUGAUUCUCACUAUAAAAACAAACAAACAAAAAAAAAAAACAGAGACGAUUUGAAUAGCAGAAUGGAUAGUUUUACAAGCCUGAAUAUGUUCGUAUGUCCUGUACAUGUUGAUUUUAGUUGUUCAGUGGGUUUAUUGCGAUUGUUUUUUGCAUCCAGAAAUCUAUUUGUUUUGUAAAAGUGCAUAUCCUAUGUUUGCAAGUGAACCAAAGUGGAUG
Messenger RNA from Xyrauchen texanus (razorback sucker), 5401 nucleotides. RefSeq names its product multiple C2 domains, transmembrane 1a (gene mctp1a). The record is from RefSeq and is a predicted model, not a curated record. Lineage: Eukaryota; Metazoa; Chordata; Actinopteri; Cypriniformes; Catostomidae. Gene Ontology annotation, molecular function: calcium ion binding. Gene Ontology annotation, cellular component: synaptic vesicle membrane. Gene Ontology annotation, biological process: regulation of neurotransmitter secretion. The coding region runs from base 1 to 2745 and encodes 914 amino acids. The transcript is spliced from 22 exons.